Lepus europaeus (European hare) is the source of this 1456-nucleotide messenger RNA. It is a transcript of the gene PLEKHO1, whose product is annotated as pleckstrin homology domain containing O1. Gene Ontology annotation, cellular component: muscle cell projection membrane; ruffle membrane. Gene Ontology annotation, biological process: regulation of myoblast fusion. The record is from RefSeq and is a predicted model, not a curated record. Bases 135 to 1343 code for a protein of 402 amino acids. The transcript is spliced from 6 exons. NCBI's taxonomy places the organism in Eukaryota, Metazoa, Chordata, Mammalia, Lagomorpha, Leporidae.
GGAGGGAGGGAGCCAGGGAGGAGCGGCGGCGGCGGCGGCGGGGCAUCGCCGACACCCGCCCGCUGGGAAGGAGCCCCCCGAGGCGGCCUCGGCCCCCCGACGCGGGCCGCCCCUCGGCCCCGCGCCCGCCCGGAAUGAUGAAGAAGAACAAUUCCGCCAAGAGGGGGCCGCAGGAUGGAAACCAUCCGUCUGCAGCGCCGGAGAAGGUCGGCUGGGUCCGGAAAUUCUGCGGGAAAGGGAUUUUCAGGGAGAUUUGGAAGAACCGCUACGUGGUGUUGAAGGGGGACCAGCUCUACAUCUCUGAGAAGGAGGUAAAAGAUGAGAAAAACAUUCAAGAGGUGUUUGACCUGAGUGACUAUGAGAAGUGUGAAGAGCUCCGGAAAUCCAAGAGCAGGAGCAAGAAAAACCAUAGCAAGUUUACUCUGGCCCACUCCAAACAGCCUGGUAACACGGCACCCAACCUGAUCUUCCUGGCAGUGAGUCCGGAAGAGAAGGAGUCGUGGAUCCAUGCCCUCAACUCCGCCAUCACCCGGGCUAAGAACCGCAUCCUGGAUGAGGUCACCGUGGAGGAGGACAGCUAUCUCGCCCACCCCACCCGAGACAGGGCAAAAAUCCAACACUCUCGCCGCCCCCCGACACGGGGGCACCUAAUGGCUGUGGCCUCGACCUCUACCUCGGAUGGCAUGCUGACCUUGGACCUGAUCCAGGAGGAAGACCCUUCCCCCGAGGAGUCAACCUCUUGUGCCGAGAGCUUUCGGGUUGACCUGGACAAGUCUGUGGCACAGCUGGCCAGCAGUCGGAGGAGAGCAGACUCGGACCGGGCAGGCAGCCUCCCCCGACCUUGGGAGAAGCGAGACAAGGGGGCCACCUACACCCCCCAGGCACCCAAGAAGUUGACCCCCACAGAGAAGGGCCGCUGUGCCUCCCUGGAGGAGAUCUUGUCUCAGCGGGACGCUGCCCCAGCCCGUGCCCUCCCGCUGCGGGCUUCGGGACCCUCCGCCUCCGUCCCACCCCUCCCGGGGCAGCUGUCCCGGAUUCAGGACCUGGUAGCAAGGAAACUGGAGAAGACUCAGGAGCUGUUGGCAGAGGUUCAGGGACUGGGAGAUGGGAAGCGAAAGGCCAAGGACCCCCCUCGGUCUCCGCCUGAUUCUGAGUCAGAGCAGCUGCUGCUGGAGACGGAGCGGCUGCUGGGAGAGGCCUCAUCGAACUGGAGCCAGGCCAAGAGGGUGCUGCAGGAAGUCAGGGAGCUGAGGGACCUGUACAGACAGAUGGACCUGCAGCCCCCCGACGCCCACCUCAGACAGACUGCCCAGCACAGCCAGUACCGCAAGAGCCUGAUGUGAAGACGGGAGAUGGAUCUAGAACUCUGGCAGGCGGACAGACUCUUAUCGCCACGUGUUUCAGGAUAAAGCUUUUUUAUUUACCUCAAUCAAAAAAAGAGAAAAACACAAUCAAA